GAUAUAUUGAAUGAAAUCGUGGUUAUAUACUUAUUGAAGAUGAGAUAUUGUGUGCUGUCAUGCUUGAUAUUCCUGGCUGCGGUUGUAGUUCCAGGUUUGUAAAGUAAAACAUUAGGGAAAGUGCAUGGGGCAUGAUUUCAAGGUUUCUAAAAAUAGUAAAAAGCCUUCCUAAUAAUUGAAAAAGUGUCAUGUUCUGCAUUUAAAAUACAUUUUAGUCUUAAACGUCAUACAACGAAUAAAAAUGUCCAAAUAAAUGCCGAAAUUGUCUAACUUUACUGGCUACAAGUGAUCAAGUAUCGUUACAGCAAAGUGUUAAUGAAUAUUGCCGCUCAGAUAUUAUUAAAUGGCGGCGCCCCUGCCGCUUCACAUUGUUUCCGACGUCCCUGCUCCCCCGCAGGCAUAGACUUGCUCCAAGUCUCUCUUUCAUUGUGAUAUAGUAUCCAUCCACUGUAGUGUACAUUACAUGACGUAGUACGGAGGGGCGGAGCGAGAAAGAGAGACUUGUCAACUUCGGAAAAUCUCGGUUCAAAACUGAACCGAAAAUGCAAGACUUGCUUUAAUUGUUUUCUGUCAGUGUUUAUAUGUAUUGGUCUAGCGCAGUGUAAAUAACAUGAGUUCCAUAAAAGUAAAUAAUACAGAAAGAAAUUUGAGGAAAACAAUUAAAGCAAGUCUUGCAUUUUCGAUUCAGUUUUGAACCGAGAUUUUCCGAAGUUGACAAGUCUCUCUUUCUCGCUCCGCCUCUCCGUUCUUCGUCAUGUAAUGUACACUAUAGUGGAUCGAUAUGACAAUGAAAGAGAGACUUGGAGCAAGUCUACCGCAGGCAACUCCGUGCCUUCUGCAGGGUUGAAAGUUGAGUAUUUGACCGAGAUUUACCGCAAUUUAUACCGGGAUUUAACGAAGUUGCCAUUGAAGGAGGCUAGAGUGCGCAGGCAUUUUCUCAUACCCCAUGCAAAUUAGUAGAAUCGUAUACGACUAUAGAUAUAUUAAAAGAUUCAAUUCAAUUUCUUUCAUACAGUUGAAUCAAUCUGUGGAUGCGGUAUCCAAUUCAAAGCAGUAGGUUGUCGAAAAGACGAGCGUCAUGACCGAGCUUUACCUGAGAUGUUGAUUAAUGAGAGAGAUAGAUACAGUAAUUAUUACAAUAAUAUCGAUGUUGACUGGAAGAACUGGGAUGAAUAUUUACCUGCAUUCACAUGUCGCUGUGCUCAGGCUGCCAUGAAAAAAGGAUACAAAUAUUUUGGGCUUCAAUUUUGGGGUAGGUUAACAUUUUGUCAUUUUAGUUUAAACAACUUCUUAGUAUAUAUUUAUAAAGUUUGUUCGUUCACUACAACCAGGUAUAUCAAUCAUGUUUCGCUCGCUGAUCUGGUUUAAAUAGACCUAUUGUGUCCUUUUCUUUUUUCAGGCGAAUGCUGGAGUGGACCAUCUCCGGCAGCGAAUACUGAAUUUGAGAAACAUGGCUCUGGGGAAGCAUGCUAUGGACCUGGGUAUAAAAAAUGUAUCUAA
Messenger RNA from Paramuricea clavata, 1500 nucleotides. The record is from the annotation of a GenBank genome assembly. Lineage: Eukaryota; Metazoa; Cnidaria; Anthozoa; Malacalcyonacea; Plexauridae.